Messenger RNA from Protopterus annectens (West African lungfish), 4050 nucleotides. Its product is annotated as leucine-rich repeat-containing protein 7-like. The transcript has 16 exons. Gene Ontology annotation, cellular component: postsynaptic membrane; adherens junction; postsynaptic density. Gene Ontology annotation, biological process: neurotransmitter receptor transport postsynaptic membrane to endosome; neurotransmitter receptor transport, endosome to postsynaptic membrane. Bases 105 to 3521 code for a protein of 1138 amino acids. The record is from RefSeq and is a predicted model, not a curated record. Gene Ontology annotation, molecular function: protein binding. Lineage: Eukaryota; Metazoa; Chordata; Ceratodontiformes; Protopteridae.
CCCCUACCUUUGGUUAUCUUCACAGUCUUCGAACAUUAGCAGCAGAUGAAAAUUACUUGAUACAACUCCCUCGAGAGAUUGGGAAUUGUAAGAAUGUAACUGUAAUGUCUCUGCGUUCCAAUAAACUAGAAUUUCUUCCGGAAGAAAUAGGACAGAUGCAGAAGUUGAGGGUUUUAAAUCUGAGUGACAACAGGCUGAAGAACUUACCCUUCACAUUCACCAAGUUGAAAGAGCUCGCAGCACUCUGGCUUUCAGACAAUCAGUCUAAAGCGCUUAUUCCUCUUCAGACCGAAGCACAUCCAGAAACAAAGCAGCGAGUGCUAACAAACUACAUGUUUCCCCAGCAACCCCGGAAUGAUGAUGAUUUCCCUUCUGACAGUGACAGCUUUAACCCUACCUUGUGGGAAGAACAGCGACAGCAAAGAAUGACAGUGGCCUUUGAAUUUGAAGACAAAAAGGAGGAAGAAGAAGGACCGGGGAAGGUUAAGGUUGAAAUAAAUCUGAAACGUUACCCUACACCAUACCCAGAAGAUCUGAAGAAUAUGGUCAAGUCUGUGCAAAAUCUUGUGGGCAAAACAACCCAUCCUGUAGCCAUUCCAAAAUCAACCCCUAUCAAAGCAAUAGAGCAUCCUGUUCCAGAUACAUAUGAACACAAAUGGCCGAUUGCACCUCAGGAGGUCCCUGUUGAGUUAUCCCAAUGCUCCAGGCAGGGACUGUAUUUCCAUGGCUCUCAAGCAUCCGAUAUCAUCAUUGAUAAGGAUUCAUAUGUCAAUUCCCCAAAUGAACUGCGAAUGGGAGAACUACGUCCACCUUUGAAUGAGCCUCCUUUGUAUCAGCCCAAGCUUGUCAUACUGAAUAAAGACAAAAAAGACUCAGUAGAAGAGGCAAGUGCUGAAAAGCUUCAUUCUGCAAACAACAGUGAAUCCUCAGGUAGUUACUCGGAGUACUCCCCCUCCCAGGGAUCAUCUGCAUCUUCAAACACACCGGGUAAAGUUAGUUCUUUACAGACUGCAACUAAAGACACAGUGAAUACCGCAAUGUGGGCGAACAGGUUGACACAAUCCUUCCCUCAGCCUAUUGAGACAAAGCCUUUACUCAGCCAAAGGGAUUCUGCCCCUGUGGGGAGUCUACAACAACGUACUGAUAGGCAUCCACUUGCUGAAACAUUUUCUGAUAGCUGGACUGAUGGUUCCCAUUAUGACAACACAGGGUUUGUUUCUGAAGAAGGUGCAUUGGAGGCAUCUAGUUCCAAGCCACAGCUGGGCCCCAAAUCAAGAAGUGGAUCUGGUCAUGGACGGAGGCCUCUGGUUAGACAAGAUAGGAUAGUUGGCAUUCCUCUAGAACUGGAACAACCUUCUCAUAUGAUGCCAGGUGCAAGAAAUACACCUGAUGCAGAAGUGCCUCCAAACCCUUGGCAAAAUUGGACAAGGACUCCUAGUCCAUUUGAAGAUAGGACAGCAUUUCCCUCAAAGCUGGACACCUCCCCAUCCAGUAGUCCUGUGUCCGAUAGGAGGGACAAUGAGCAAUUAGGCAAUGACAUACCAACUACAUUUUCACCAGCAGCUGCCUGGGGUUAUGAUUCCAGUAUUAGCAGAAGUCAUAGUAAUGUUUUUUCUCAACUCCAGUGCAGGCCAGAACCUAUAAAAAGUGCUAUGGUCAUCAGCAAAAGUACAGAGCGAUUGGCACCAAUGAUGAGAGAUGUGAAAGCCAGCAGGUUUAAAAAGUCUCAGAGUAUUGAUGAGAUAGACAUUGGAGCAUUUAAGGUGUACAAUAUACCACUGGAAAACUAUGGCUCUGGUAUGCAAACUCAAGGUCACAUGAGGACAGACAUGCCGAUGAUGCCAGAACAAGGAAUGUCACGCAGUCAGUCUGUUCCAAUGCUAGAUGAGGACCUGGAUGCCUAUGGAACAGGGAAAGGAUCACAACAGAAGGCUGCUGUGACAAAAAAGGUCUAUCAUUUUGACCAAAGUUUUAAUCCUCAAGGGGCAGUUGAAAUAAAGACUGACAGAAGAGUACCUGCACAGUUUCCACAGACUGCAGACUAUGGAACACAGCAGCUCAAAAAUAUUCCCAAGGAACUGGUUAGCCCAAGGCCUUAUAGAGGAUAUCCACCAGUGGAACAUAUGUUUUCAUUCUCUCAGCCUUCAGUUAAUGAGGAUUCCGUCCCUCCUCAGUUUUUAACCCACCGGCCUAGGUUAGGAUAUUUAAGAAGAGCAGAUUCACUAGCAAGUGCUACAGAGAUGGCAUUAUACAGAAGAGUCAGUGAACCACAGGAGCUGACACAAACAGAUCGGUAUCCUAGGACACCAAUUAGAGCAGCUCCACUAGAACACCAAAGUAGCAUCAUGGGGCCUGAAUCUCAGUUUCUUAAAAGGACUGGUAGGUAUGAAGAUGAUUAUUCAUCAUACCAGGAGAUGAAAAAUCAGACUGCAAACUAUCCAGCUAAAACUCUGACUCAGAGAAGGCCUCUGUCAGCAAGAAGCUAUAGUACAGAAAGUUAUGGGGCCUCUCAAGCCCGACCUGUUUCAGCUAGGCCCACAAUGACUGCACUGCUGGAGAAGAUACCAUCUGACUAUAAUCUUAGUAAUUAUGCUGAAAAGCCUAUAGAGAGCACUGAGGUGAAGAUGAGGCCUAUGCAACUUAAGGGAGAUGAGAGCUCUUCUAAAAUGCCAGUGGACUGGAGGCAGCAACUCCUUAGACAUAUUGAAGCAAAACGAUUAGAUCGGAAUGCUGCUCAUAAGCAAAAUACUGUUAACCUUGGCAUGCUGCACUCUGGGAAAUUUUCAUCAAUGCAUGCAGGCAGAAGCAUGACUUUAAACUUGCACAGUAACUCUCAGCUUGAACACCAAAAGAACCAAACGCUACCUCUUCAGCAAACUCCAUCACAGCAAAGCAGCAUUUUAGACAAUGGACAAGAAGACCUGUCUCCCAGCAGCCAAUGGAAUCCAUAUCCUCUUGGUCGAAGAGAUGUACCACCAGACAGCAUUAUUAAAAAGGCAGGUAGCCAUAUUCAAACUGUGAUGGGAACUGCUUCACAAAGCCUACAACAUCGAGCCCGUGAACAGCAACAACAACAGCAGCAGCAGUACGAAGGGGCCAUGAAUAAAGUAUCCAUUCAGCAGUACCAGUCUCCACUGCCCAUACCAAUUUCUUCAUCCAGCAUUUCUAGUCCAAGAGGAGCUCAGCCUGGAAGAAGUCUAAUACAAACUAAAGGACAGAGGAGCUUAGAUGGCUAUCAAGAACAGUUCUGUGUGAGAAUAGACAAGAACCCUGGCCUUGGUUUCAGUAUCAGUGGAGGAUUAAGUGGACAAGGAAAUCCAUUCAAGCCUUCUGAUAUGGGUAUAUUUGUUACUAGAGUUCAGCCUGAUGGACCUGCAGCAAACAUUCUGCAGCCAGGAGAUAAGAUUAUAAAGGCAAAUGGACACAGUUUUGUGCACAUGGAGCAUGAGAAGGCUGUAUCACUGCUGAAGAGUUUCCAGAACACAGUAGACCUGGUAAUCCAGCGAGAGAUUACAGCCUAGUUAUUUCUAAAAUUAGAGAAAAUGUAUUUAGGUUGAAACCCUCUCCAGUCAACCAUUUAUAACCAGGAAACAAUAUUUUGCCUAUUGCUGGACCAAUGGCAAGUAUUAGUGCCAAAUGUAUUAUAGAACAUGUUAGUAAUGAUUAUUUCAAAUGUUACUUACAUAAGAAUGAUGUUGAUGUGCUCAUGUAUGAGUUCUAAGUGUCAGCCUGAGGCUGUGCAUUGGUGCAAAGUUUGUUUUUUAUACAUAUACUUUGUUCUAAGAAUGUUUGUUUCAUAUAUAGUCUAGAACAUCGAAGCACAUGAAGCUGUUUUUGAAUUCUUUUCAUUGACACUGCCUCAAACUUGUAUAUGCCUUUUAUACAUGGAGCAAAAAGUUGUUUGUUAGCCUAUCCAUGGAAAGACUAUUGAAGAAAAUAAUUAUUUUCAUAAAGAGUAAUUUGAUAUUGAAAAGUAAGGUCUGUAUAUGUUUCUUUUAGAAUAUGUGUGCUGAAUACCCCCACAAUACACACACACACACACACACACAC